Molecule: messenger RNA, 1889 nt
Organism: Ceratina calcarata
Lineage: Eukaryota; Metazoa; Arthropoda; Insecta; Hymenoptera; Apidae
Gene: CCT2
Product: chaperonin containing TCP1 subunit 2
Exons: 7
Coding region: 122-1726 (534 amino acids)
Biological process (GO): protein folding
Cellular component (GO): cytosol; chaperonin-containing T-complex
Molecular function (GO): ATP-dependent protein folding chaperone; ATP hydrolysis activity; ATP binding
Source: RefSeq, a predicted model, not a curated record
UGAGGUCGCCACUUGCAGGCCGACAACUCCUUAUUCCUUAGGAAUUGUGCUUUGCUGUGUUCUCGAUCAAAAGUUAUUUGAUUAAAAAUUGGGAAUUCUCCUACUUCAUCAGUGAAUCGCAAUGGUUUCCUUGAAUCCUGUCAGGAUCCUCAAGCAUGAGGCAGAGGAAGAAAAAGCAGAGAUUGCUAGGCUAAGCUUGUUCGUGGGAGCAAUAGCUAUCGGCGAUUUGGUAAAGUCUACUCUUGGCCCAAAGGGCAUGGACAAGGUAUUAGUUUCCCAUGGUAGAUCCGCAGGCCAAGUUCAGGUCACGAACGAUGGAGCGACCAUUCUUAAAAAUGUUGGCGUUGAUAAUCCUGCUGCAAAAAUUUUGGUAGACAUGUCCCGCGUACAGGACGACGAAGUUGGAGAUGGCACUACUUCUGUGACUGUUCUCGCAUCUGAGUUGUUGAGAGAAGCGGAGAAAUUAAUCGAUCAAAAGAUCCAUCCACAAACUAUAAUCUCUGGCUGGAGAAGUGCGACGAAGGUAGCGAGGGACGCAUUGAAAAAUACUGCGGCUGACAAUUCCGCAGAUCCCGAACGUUUCUGUGAAGACCUGCUGAAUAUCGCUCGCACGACUUUGAGCUCGAAGAUUUUGUCCCAGCACAAAGAACAUUUCAGCAAGCUUGCUGUAGACGCUGUCUUGCGUUUGAAAGGAUCCGGCAAUCUUUCGGCCAUUCAAGUCAUUAAGAAGCGCGGUGGGACUUUGUACGAUUCCUUCCUUGAAGAAGGAUUUUUGCUGGACAAGAAACCGGGAGUACAUCAGCCACAGAGAAUAACUGACGCCCGUCUACUUAUAGCUAAUACUCCCAUGGAUACAGAUAAGAUUAAAGUAUUUGGUUCUAGAGUUAGGGUUGAUUCAAUGGCGAAGAUUGCGGAGCUGGAAUCUGCAGAGAAAGAGAAAAUGAAGGAUAAAGUUGAUAAAAUCAUAAAACACGGCUGCAACGUUUUCGUCAAUCGACAAUUAAUUUAUAAUUAUCCGGAGCAACUGUUCGCCGAUGCUAAUAUCAUGGCUAUCGAGCACGCCGACUUCGAUGGUAUCGAACGACUUGCCCUCGUCACCGGUGGAGAAAUAGUCAGUACUUUCGAUCAUCCUGAAAUGGUGAAGCUUGGCAAAUGUGAUCUCAUUGAACAGGUGAUGAUAGGUGAAGAUACCUUAUUGAGAUUCUCGGGAGUUCCUUUGGGCGAAGCUUGCACGGUUAUCAUCCGAGGUGCCACGCAGCAGAUUCUUGACGAAGCCGAGAGGUCCUUGCACGACGCUCUCUGCGUAUUGGCAGCUACCGUGCGCGAAACGAGAAUCGUAUAUGGUGGAGGAUGCAGCGAGAUGAUAAUGGCCUGCGCCGUGAUGAAAGCUGCAACUUCCACUCCAGGGAAAGAAGCAGUUGCAAUGGAAUCGUUCGCUCGAGCAUUGCAACAGUUGCCCACUGUCAUCGCCGAUAACGCCGGGUACGAUUCCGCUCAACUGGUCAGCGAAUUGAGAGCUGCGCAUAACUCCGGCGCGAAUACCAUGGGCAUUGAUAUGGAAAGUGGAAAAAUUGGCUGUAUGAAACAAUUAGGUGUGACCGAAUCUUGGGCAGUGAAGAGACAAGUUUUACUUAGUGCAUCAGAAGCAGCGGAAAUGAUUUUGCGUGUGGACGAUAUCUUGCGUGCGGCGCCCAGGAAGCGUGUCAAGGACCGUGGACGUUGUUAAUUCCAUGAACGAUCCGUCAUUGCUUUAUUUGCACUGCUUUUUGUAAUGCGAAUUACAAACGAUUUAGCUUCACAUUUUUUUGUUAUUGAACAUUAAUAUUAUGAAUUGAUGUUAAGAAACACUAUUUCUUCGAUAUUCUAACGUGUAAUAUUUUAAAUCAGAA